This is a messenger RNA of Tripterygium wilfordii, 2070 nucleotides long. RefSeq names its product peptide-N4-(N-acetyl-beta-glucosaminyl)asparagine amidase A. The transcript has a single exon. Lineage: Eukaryota; Viridiplantae; Streptophyta; Magnoliopsida; Celastrales; Celastraceae. The record is from RefSeq and is a predicted model, not a curated record. Bases 20 to 1828 code for a protein of 602 amino acids. Gene Ontology annotation, cellular component: vacuole.
CUUUCACACUCUCACUCUCAUGUAUCGUUCAAACAUGUCCACAUUUCUCACUCUCCUCCUCUUCUUCUCCGCCUCCUUCGUUUCUCCCUCCAACUCCGCCGCGGCCACCACCUCCUCUUCUCCUUCUCGCUAUUUCAAAGCCCUCCCUCACUCUCUCCAACCUAAGAAAUCCCAAGAGUACUUUGAAGUUACGAAUCCUCUACCGUCCGAUCAUCUCGUCCCGUCAUGCACCGUCCACGUCAUCCACCACGCCUUCGCCAACACAAUCAAUCAACCUCCCUUCUCGGUCCUCUACUCUCCGCCGCAAAACUGCCCCCCGCCCUGGUCCUACGUGGUUCUCGAAUUCAAAGCCAGGUGUAAGGGCGACCAGUACGACCGUAUCUCUGGCUUGUGGCUCGGCGGCGCUGAACUCCUUCGCACCAGCACGGCCGAACCGUCAGAAGCCGGAAUCUCCUGGAAGGUCCGAAAGGACAUCACCAAGUACUCGUCUUUACUCAAGAACAAAAACCUCAAUUUCACGGUGAUGCUGGAGAACAUCGUCAAUGGCAUCUACACCGGAAUUUACCACGUGAAGGUGAAUCUCCUCUUCUACAAAGAUAACGCCGUUACUGUUCCGUUUAACAGGAAAUUAGGUAUUGUUUCGGGGAUUAAAGCUAGAGAGCAUGCGGGUGCAUUGGAAUUGCAAGAAUCACAGGCGCCGGAUCUGGUAAUUCCGGUGUCGGACGAUGGACGCAGAGGUCACUGGUUUUGGAUUGAGAACGAAUCCGAUAGACAUUGCAAGAAGAUCGUAAUUCCUAGAAACAGUUACAAGGCCGUUUUGGAGCUGUACGCGUCGUUUCACAGCAACGACGAGUUCUGGUACUCGAAUCCUCCGAAUUCGUACAUCAGAGACAAUAAUCUGACUACCUCUCGUGGAAAUGGAGCGUACAGGGAGGUCUACGUGAAAAUCGACGGGGGAUUCGUCGGAUCAGUGUUUCCGUUUCCCGUCAUCUUCACCGGUGGUAUUAACCCAUUGUUUUGGGAGCCGGUGGUGGCGAUUGGGGCAUUCAAUUUGCCGUCUUAUGACCUCGAUCUGACGCCUUUUCUGGGGACGUUAUUGGGCAGGAAAGGUCACGAGAUCGAAAUUGGAGUAACUGACGCGAUUUCUUACUGGCUCGUCGAUGCGAAUCUUCAUGUCUGGCUAGACCAUUCCUCGCCGACAGCAAAGGUCGAAGCUAAAUCAGUUUUUCGCGGAGAGCCUUCUUUUCUGUCAAUUGAACGCGAGGAGGAGUUCCAGCAACUGGACGGAACGUUCAAAAUAAAGGCGAAGAGGACGACUGUCGUGGCCGGAUGGGUCAAGUCUAGCUCAGGCAAUCUAACCACCAUUGUCUCAUCCAUACUCAGCUUCAAAAACUCCAUAAAAUUCAAAAAUAACGGUACCCUGAAGAUGGUUAAGCAGAAAAUCAAGUCCCAUACAGAAACUCAAUUGAAGAACGAAAUGGGUAAGCGGAUUAAUCGUUCAAGUUUCAAGAGGAAAUACCCUCUCAAGGUGAUCACUGCUACUCUGCCUGGAUCGAGAAAGGAGACGUAUAUGCUUGUAACAAAUGUUUCUCACGCCAUGAACGAGAAGCACUUCAUUGGAGGCCUGUCGAGCACUGUAUAUAACAAUCAGGUUUCCAACGGAUGGAUGGAGGUGAAAGAUCACGACGUCCUCUCCGGUGAUGCAAGGACUAAUCAGAGCUUCAUGUACAGGGGCAAUGUGCUCGGAUGCUACUGGAGGAGUGUUGCAGCAGUUAAUGGAAAGCUUGUUUCGGACACUUCAGCCUAUGCUUGCCCAUCAAUUUUGUAAAUAAUUUUUGUUCUUUAUGAUCUCUUCAUUGCUCGACCUUGUGAUUCAAUCCCAACAAGGGUGUUGCCUUGAUUUGUAUAUGUUAAAUAAGUUCUUCCAAUUCCAAAAACAAAAAAGAAAAAAAAGAUGACCAAUGAAAACUUAUGUAACACAUGCACAUUUUCCAGAACUAGAUUUAUAAAUCCCCUUGUAACAUCUUUAUCCAUUUUUCAGUGGGAGAGGAAAAUGAAGAAGAAAACAAA